GCACGACAUCAGGCAGAACACGGUUCCAGGGAUCAGAAAACUCAGUCAGAGUGAGUCCUCUGUAUUCCGCUCCUUGAAGCAUCCCGCGCAUGCGCUGCUAGAAAACAGGAAGUAAACAAACAGUAUCGCUUCCAGCCCGCGUGCAGCCGCAGAGAGGACGCUUCAACGACAAACUGAUCGAGUGCCUGAUCGAGUCUGCGCAUCCUUCUCCAUCACCUCUUCCUCCAUCACUUCCUGCUAUCAUGAAACUUGCAGACUCCGUCACACCCUUCCACCAGAAGAAGAGGAGAAGGUCAGUUAGUCUGGAAGAAUGUCCUCCGCCUAUCGACAUUGAAACACCUGAGAGAGUAGUGAAGAAGAAAAAGAAACACACGAGUGAGGAAGAGGAGGUCCGACCUCCUCCCGGUGAUGAAGGCACGAGCAGUCUGAAGGAGGAGGAGGAAGAAACACGGGUCGUAGAGACCUGCAAAAUAAAAAAGAAGAAGAAAAGUCGCAAUAAGGGGCCGAGCGAGAAGAGUAUCAUCAUGAUUACAGACUCCAACUGCAGAGAAACUGACUCCUCAGUGUCCAUGGAAACCACUUACACAGCGAUAAAGGUAAAAAAGAAAAACAAGAAGAAGGGAGGUGGGAGUGUGAUGUCACAGGAAAGAGAGACUUUGGGAGAGAAGAAGAAGAGAAAAGAGGAAAUGAGGAGGGAGAUGAAGAGAGAAAGGAAGAAGACAGGAAGAGGAGGAGUAAAGAAGAAGAAAAGAAGAACAGCUGAGGAAGAAGAUCAGUUGGACUCGGUGUUGUUGGAGGAGCUUCAGGAGUUUGUUCCCGACGUCAAGAACAAAUCAAUCGAUCAGAUCAAUAAACUGCUGAGAUACGACCUGCACCGCUUCAAGACCUUCAAACAACAAGGUGUGCCUCUGCGUCGGGGGCGGUGCUCUCAGGAGGAGAAUCAGAUGAUCAGACAAAACGUGGCAGACUUCCUCAUGCUGACAGGAAUCAGCUCGGCCAAUCAGCUUCUGUUUCCUAAGAGAUUCAAAGAGCAGGAGGCAGAGAUCAAGAGGCUGAGGGCACGACAUCACUUCCUGGAGAGGAUCGCUGAGGGGAUCCCCCGAUCCUGUCAGCAGGUUUACACUCGAGCCAAGAAGAUUUUUGAUGAGAGUAACCACAUGGGAAGGUUCUCCGAGGAGGAAAUGCUUUCUCUGGUGAAGUUACAGAAUGUCCAUGGUAACGACUGGAAAACGAUCUCAGAGAAGAUGGGCCGCAGUGUCUAUGCUUUACAGAAGCGCUUCGCCAGCAUCGCUAAAGGUCGUGGUUCUUGGAGUCCAGAUGAAGUGUCCAGGUUAAAGCAGGCUCUGAAGGCUCACCUGGAGGUUCUGAUCCAGCAAAGUCCUGCAGGCUCUGGUCUAAGUAGAGACCAGCUUUGUAACAACCUGCCCUGGAAGGAGAUCAGUCUACAAGUCGGGACCAGAUCCUGGGUGCAGUGUCGACUCAAGUGGUUCUCCAUCCUGAAGUGUAAACUGUCAUCAGCUGGCAGCACCUUCAACAGAGGAGCUGAAGGACUUCAGGCUAAAAUCCACCUGAUCAACACAUUGUACAACAUGCAAGUGGAGGACGCUGCAGACAUCGACUGGGACGAGGUGGCGAACACUGUUGGUCAAGUGACUCCGGUGUGUGUUCAGAAGAGUUUCCACAGACUGAAAGUCUCCAGAGUUCCCAACUGGACCAGUUUAUCCUACGGAGACAUCAUCGACUUCCUGCAGCUCAGAGUCAUUCCUGUGUUGAAGGAGAAACUGCAGAACAGAGGGGAGGUGCAGCAGGAGCAGCAGGAGGACAGCUACCUGCUGUCAGAUGUCAUCAGCUGUCAGGAUGAGGACGAGGACUUCCUGGAGCUGGACAGCAGCCAGUUGACCUCCAGCCGGUCAGGAAGAACUGUUCAUUAAAACAGGAAUUAAAUAGUAGCAGGCCCAGCCCCUGCUUCAGUGUCAUUGGUUGUGUCAAGAGAAUGGACUGACUUCCUGUCUGCGGUGGACUGAAAUGUGAAGCAGAUUGAGUCCUGACAGGAAGUGGCUUUUAUUUUGAAGGUCCUGAUGACUUAAUGUUUCUGUAUCAAGCGUUUGAUAACCCUAACCCUGUAUAAACAGAUUGGUUACUGAUCAGUUAAAAGUGACAUUAAGAUUUUAGUUGAUUUGUUUAAAAAGUAGUUAAUGAACAGUUUGAAACUUAAUUAUGAAUCGAUUAGCUCGAAACAUCAUUUGAAUGUUUUCAAUUUUCCAAAUAAGAUCAGAGAUGGUUUUAAUCAGCUUGUCUGUAAUCAAUUAACAGUUAAAUGAAUAUUCAGUAAACAGAUAAGCUGCA
Molecule: messenger RNA, 2346 nt
Organism: Acanthopagrus latus (yellowfin seabream)
Lineage: Eukaryota; Metazoa; Chordata; Actinopteri; Spariformes; Sparidae
Product: transcription termination factor 1-like
Exons: 11
Coding region: 243-1931 (562 amino acids)
Source: RefSeq, a predicted model, not a curated record